AUGAAUCAGCCUCCGAAGUCUGAUAAUAAUACCAGGCAACACUUAUUUCCUUUUGUAAUUCCAUCUAUUACGUUGGAUGGAGGAGAAAGAUACCCGCCAUUUUUUGAUACUUGUAUUGCAGGAGGCAUUGGAGGAUCAACAGCUGAUUUUAUUAUGCAUAGUGUGGAUACAGUAAAAACAAGGCUUCAAGGGCAACCCCAUAAUCGUGCGCAUAAAUAUACAAGCAUGGUACAAGCAUAUAAAUUAUUAUGGAAGCAAGAAGGAAUUAUGAGAGGAUUAUAUGCUGGUGUGACGCCUGCUAUGAUUGGAUCAAUCCCUGGCACAACUCUUUACUUUGCUAUUUAUGAGCUAACAAAACGUACAUUAAAUGAUUUAAAUGUACCCGAGGUGGCAUCUCAUUUGACAGCAGGGUCACUGGGUGAUUUAGCAGCUUCUUUUAUUUAUGUACCUUCUGAAGUCUUAAAAACUCGACUACAAUUACAGGGGAGAUACAAUAAUCCACAUUUUAUAAGUGGAUACAAUUAUAAAAAUACAUGGCAUGCAACAAAAAUGAUUGUAAAGUAUGAUGGAUUUAGUGCAUUAUUUCAUGGUUUUAGAGCAACUAUUUUGAGAGAUGUUCCUUAUUCAGCACUUCAAUUUGCUUGUUAUGAACAAUUUAAAAAGUUUGCACAAAAGAACUUUAUACAGCCUGGAGGACAGUUACCUAUUGGUAUUGAUAUGAUUACAGGAUCAUUAGCUGGGGGUAUUGCGGGUGCAAUCACAACUCCAUUAGAUGUCAUGAAAACAUUAUUACAAACACAACAAGGUGAUAAUAAAAAGAAAUCUACAUCAUUGUCAUCGUCAUCGUCAUCGUCAGCAGCAGCAGCAGCAACAACAACAACAACAACAACAGCACCUAAAUUAAUAGAGUCUCCUGUUAAACAUUACAGUGGAAUUAUAGACGGCAUGCUUUAUAAUUAUAAAAGUCAAGGAUUAAGCGGGUUAUUUAGGGGUAUCGGUCCUCGUGUGUUUUGGACAAGUCUCCAGAGCUCUAUUAUGUUUGUGGUCUAUGAACAAGUUUUACAUAUUCAAUCUAAUUUAAGAGACAAAGGUGAAUGGCCACCCUCUAGAGUAGCAGAGAAAUUUAUAUAA
Messenger RNA from Cokeromyces recurvatus, 1131 nucleotides. RefSeq names its product mitochondrial carrier domain-containing protein. The record is from RefSeq and is a predicted model, not a curated record. The coding region runs from base 1 to 1131 and encodes 376 amino acids. The transcript is spliced from 6 exons. Gene Ontology annotation, biological process: magnesium ion export from mitochondrion. NCBI's taxonomy places the organism in Eukaryota, Fungi, Mucoromycota, Mucoromycetes, Mucorales, Mucoraceae. Gene Ontology annotation, molecular function: magnesium ion transmembrane transporter activity.